AUGUCUGAACUAAGCCAUAAUGUCAACUUUAACUUGUACAGUAACCUGUCCUCGUCGCUAGAAGAAACCACCAAAACCACCAAAACCACAAAUAGUACAAGAAACCCUAGUGCUUCCAGUGAUAGUGUUGGUGCACAGUUGAACCAUUUUCAAAUAAACACACCCAGAGCAGAGAAGCACUUGCAACCACAACAGCAACAACAGCAACAACACCCAAUUGAUUCUCCGUCCUCUACAGCAACCUCCAUUACAUCCCCUAACACUGUUGAUGACAAAGCACCCACAACAACAAGAAACAAGAAUCACACACCAGACGCAUCCCAUGUAAAUAUACUUGGAGAGCACAAGGAAGACCUGGAAAGGUUCAACAAGUUUGUCAAGAGAACAAUACACAGGUUGAAACUCUCCCCCGUAGUUCGUCACCAAAACACACAAAAAACCCACCAGCAACAACAACAGCAACAGGAACCGCAACAACAACAGCAACAACAAAAGCAAACACAACAAAUAGACUCUUUGCAUUCUCCAAACUCCAAGGAUGCACACCUCUCUCCAAUUGCUCCUCCAUCUUCAGACCCUAUCCGCCACAAUAACUCAGUAGUCUCAACAAACUCUUCAUCAAGCGACAUUUUUGAACGAUCAGUCACCAAAAACUCAGAGUCCUUAAACAGCUUAAGUAACCCAGAAACACCAUUCCACCGCACUUUGGAAAACUACACCAACCCCAUAUUGGACACCACCACGGAAAUACUAAUCAACCCCAAAAUCAAACUAGACCAGGUGAAAUUGAACUGCUAUUGCGACGAUGACGAAACACAAGUGCCCAAUUGCCGUUACAGAAGUAAAAGUACAGAAAGAAGAAGAAGAACAAGAACAAGACAAGAUAACACAUUAAGCUUAGAUAGCAGUGCCAAUAGCAGUACCCAAAACUUGAGUUUAGUAGGUAACAAUGGAAACACUGCAGAUCCUGAAGGCACUAUGAACAAUGGAUCAACUUCAGAUUUGUCACCAAGAAAAGCACCAUUUUCACCAACCAUAAGACCAAGAGCAAGAAGUAUCAUAUCACAACUGAUUAUUUCCACCUUGGAAAACUCUAAAAACAAUAAUUACCAUAACAAAAUUACUACCUCGAAAUCAUCGACUGGUGUAACCUCGCUCUCAAGAGUGUACACAUCCCACCAACAAUACCAAAACCAAAACCAAAACCAAAACCAAAACCAUAAUCACAAUCACAAUCACAAUCACAAUCACAAUCCACCGUUUUUCCUGCACACUGCAAAACGCUCUUCAAGUUUUGCUGGAUCAACAAACUACUCCAAAAGCAAAUACAGUGAGGCAAGAAACAACCCAAGUGAUGGCGCUACAAAUUCAAAUCCAUUCACUAUUGACUUUUACUCAUUUGCCGAUAUGAUUAGCCACGAGGAUGAAAAUUUGGCCAAUUUAUUAGAGGAAGUAGACGAUGACGACGACGAAGGACAAUACAAUAUUAGAAAUAAAAAUAACAACAACAACAACAACAACAACAAAAAUUAUAACGGAAAUCAAAAUGAAAUUGAGAAUGCUAAUGCUAAUUAUGAUGACGAAGAAAUUGAUCCUAUGAGUCCACCCCAAGACUACGUUGGAGAAGGCAUAGCUAAUCACAAUACACCGUUUAGAAGAGGAAGUUUUGCUACAAUCAGUGCACAGGACUACAUUGGUGUCUUGUAA
Molecule: messenger RNA, 1707 nt
Organism: Lodderomyces elongisporus
Lineage: Eukaryota; Fungi; Ascomycota; Pichiomycetes; Serinales; Debaryomycetaceae
Exons: 1
Coding region: 1-1707 (568 amino acids)
Source: RefSeq, a predicted model, not a curated record